This is a messenger RNA of Neltuma alba, 1272 nucleotides long. Its product is annotated as putative F-box protein At3g21120. The record is from RefSeq and is a predicted model, not a curated record. Gene Ontology annotation, molecular function: protein binding. NCBI's taxonomy places the organism in Eukaryota, Viridiplantae, Streptophyta, Magnoliopsida, Fabales, Fabaceae. Bases 25 to 1095 code for a protein of 356 amino acids. The transcript has 2 exons.
UCACAGUCGAGCACUAUCAAGCCGAUGAUCAUGGACGACAGAGUCGCACCAUUUCUUCCCGAAGAAAUCAUAAGAAACAUUCUCAAACGUCUUCCUGUAAAAUCCCUGAUGCGAUUUCAAUGUGUGUGCAAACAUUGGAAAAAUCUCUUCAAGUGUCCAUCUUUCAUCGCUGACCACUUCCACCACUCCAGCCAUCAAAACCCUCUUCUUCUUCUCCAACCGGAACGCGAAGGUCAAUAUAUUUCUCAUUUAUAUUUGCUCGAUCGUGAGAUGCAAGUUCAUGAUCUUUCGAACUUGUUUGAUGCCAUGCGGAUCAUAGGUUCCUGCAAUGGCUUGCUCUGUGUUGAAAUCGAUGUGCAAGGAUUUGGGUUCAGUCCCAUGGUUAAUGAUUACAAGAUAGUGAGAACUUAUGCUGAGUAUAAGGAUUCGAUUUAUCAAGUGGAAGUGUAUUCAUUAAGCACUAGGUCAUGGAAAGAAGUAGAAUUCGAUUACAUGGCGGGUACACGAUUUGUUAAUGAUGCUAUAACUGCUAAUGGAUCUAUGUUUUGGAUUGGGUUACUAGAAGAUUGGGAGAUGGGAGGAGAUGAUAUUGAGGUGGUAGUUUCAUUUGACAUAGCAUUGGAACUGUUUGAAUUUGUACCAAUACCUGCGUUAGGUAAUAAUGCAAUGUUUCAUAUGAUGGUGUAUGAGGACAAACUUGCUAUACAUUCCCUCGUUAGGGAUGCAGACCCUGGUUGUAUAUUUGAUUUGUGGGUGAUGGAGGAGAAUAUUGGUGCAUCUUGUGGGGAGAGACGAAGUUGGACUAAGAUAUUCUCUAGCACCUGUUCAGCUGUUGGCUUGUUUAUUCCAUUUCCAUCCAUUUUUUGGGGGGAUGAACUUGUCUACAACAUUCAUGAACUACCUGGACUUGAUGGUGAAACCAAAAGUGAAGCUGAGAAUGGAGCGAGGACAGUUCUUUAUUUGUUAAAUAUCAGUACUAAUAAAUUCAAGAUAUUUAACACCCGUAAAUGUAGUACUUGGCCUGCGCGUAUUUUCAAUUAUGCACAAAGUCUUGUGCCUGUGAGUAAAAUCCCCAUUGAAGAGCCUUCAUCCUAGGUAUUCUUCAUUACAUUGCGGGUUCACUUUGUUUAAGCAAUUUUGGUGGAAAGGAGUCCAUGGCAGAUUGACAGCUUAGAUGAUUCUGUACCUAUGGCUAUAAUCCUUUGAUGCCAUUUAAAGAUGCUAUCUAGAAUGAUGAAUUUAGAUUUUUAAUAUAUGAUGUUUUUGACUUUA